GACAGGCCCUCGAAGAGCACCGAGGACAGGCCCUCGAAGAGCACCGAGGACAGGCCCUCGAAGAGCACCGAGGACAGGCCCUCGAAGAGCACCGAGGACAGGCCCUCGAAGAGCGCCGAGGACAGGCCCUCGAAGAGCACUGAGGACAGGCCCACGAAGAGCGCCGAGGACAGGCCCUCGAAGAGCACCGAGUGCAAGUCCUCGAAGAGCACCGAGUAUAAGCCUUCAAAAAUUACUGAGUACAAGCCUUCGAAAAGCACCGAGGAAAAGUCCUCGAAGAGCAGCCGUGAUAAGUCGCGGAGGAACAGCGGAGACAAGUCCUCGAAGAGCGCCGAGGACAAGGCUGCCAGGAAGGAAGAGAAGAAGAAAAGGAAAAGCUGCUUGAAUCUAGUCACUUGUGCCACACCUCCUGGCAGUCCAAUAGUCAUCUCGUCGGACUCUGCUCACUCUACCCCGUCGGCCGUGCUGAUCGAGUCGUCGUCCGAUGCGGAGGAGACCGCCCCUGUGCUGCUCGAGUCGUCUGACGAGGCGGCGGCAGCCCCCUCGCUGGGCGCAGCGCGCAGGCCACCUGCACAGCCCCUAAGUCCAGUACGACCAUUGAUCUCAUCCCCUGGGGCCGAGGAGCAGCCUAGUCCUGGCCGUCAACCUUGCUUCGAAGAUUUCGACCUUGCUCAAGGUGGUCCUUCCCUUGUGAUAGAAAAUGUUGACCCUUUCUGUCAACCCCAGAAAGACAAGGCUGCUGCCGCUACACUAGAAGUUCCUGCCCCUCAACCUGAGCAGACUACCCUGCUACCGGUGCAGCCUGUUCGUCCACCAGAAGAGCCUGCCCCUCAACAAGAGCAGCCUGCUCCUCAACCAGAACAGCCUGCCCCUCAACCAGAGCGGCCUGCCCCUCAACCAGAGCGGCCUGCUCCGCAACCAGAACAGCCUAGCCAUCAACCCAACGCCCACGCGCCUGAAAUGUGCCCCGCGAGAAAGACUGAUGAACCUACCGCUGAGGAAGACGGCCCAGCUACUGAGGAAGGCACAAGGGCAAUGGUGAUCGCUGUGCUGGAGUGUUCAGAUGACAUCGCAGAGAACGUGGAAGCCCUGACGAGCCUAUUCCCCUGUGCGGAUCAGCAUCUACUCAGACGCUUUCUUAAUGGUCAAAACAUUAAACGGGACUAUAAGAUCAAAUGUAUUACCAAUUACUGCCUGCAGACAGAACGAACUAGAGCCGAGAAGGCCCUUUCCACCGAAGCCGACAGCACCUCGGGCGCACCCAGGACGGAGGCGUCCACCACGACUGAAAGGAUCUCAAACGCCACCGUGUCAUCUGCAAAGGACUCGGGUUGUGACGGCGAAGCGUCGACUCGGACGCCAUUUCAGCCAGGAUCGUCUAAUCAGCCAACAGAUGAGCGGGCUCGUAAAAGAUCUUCCAGCUCGGAAACAAAACAUCGCAAGAAACACAAAAAGAAGCGACGGGCUGAAAAGCAGGAGAGAUUGGUGCAGUCAGUCACAGAGAGACUGACGAUCAAGCUCAGGAAGAGUCAGGAUGGCUACACGCCGUUUACUGACUCAUCCAGUUGUGACAGCUACGGUUCGGCAGCGACCCCACCCAUGCCCCAAGUCGAAGAGGAGAAAAGUGACGAGACCUCUGACCCCCGGGUGCCUCCAGCAGCCGCCCCUACGGUCACUACGCCUACUGAAGCCGCCCGGGCCGAGGUGCCUGCAGAAGCCACCCGAACAGUCGCGGCUCCUACUGAAGCCGCCCCAGUGCUUAGUGAAGUCGCCUCAACGCCAGCAGUCUCUGCGCCUACUGAAGUCUCCUCAACUCCAACAGUCGUGGCCCCACCCACCCCAACGCCUACUGGAGUUGCCUCAUCGUCAGCAGCCGUGACGCCUACUGAAGCCGCCCCAACGCCACCAGUCCUGGCGCCUACGGAUGCCACCCCAACGCCACCAGUCCUGGCGCCUACGGAUGCCACCGCAGUGCCACCAGUCGUGGCGCCUACUGAUGCCACCCCGAAGUCUGCAUGCGAAGUGGCCUCUGAAACAGCCCCAAAGCCAGUCGGGGUGUCCUUCGAAGCUGGCGCUGCAGCGAGCCCACCGCUGCCUACUAUUCGAAGAGCACCUGCGUACUCUAAGAACAUGGCUCAUAUGACGAGAGAGCGUGAUCGUGAGAGGAGUCUAAACAGUAAUGAUCGAGACAGAGGUCGAGAGUAUGAUCGAGACCGAAGUCGAGACCAUGAUCGAGACAGAGGUCGAAAUUAUGAUCGGGACAGAAGUCGAGAUUAUAACCGCGACAGAAGUCGAGACAGAAGUUUAUACAGAGAUCGUGACCGCGGUCAAGAUAGAGAUCGUGACCGCGGUCAAGACAGAGAUCGUGACCGCGGUCAAGACAGAGAUCGUGACCGCGGUCAAGACAGAGAUCGUGACCGCGGUCAAGACAGAGAUCGUGACCGCGGUGAAGACAGUGAUCGAGCAAGAGAUGAAGACAGAGAAAGAGACAGAAAAGAACGCUUCAGAAGCCGCAGGGGACGGCCGCCCAUAGGCAGCAGAGAAUGGCCCAACAGAGAAGAACAACGUCUUAGAGACGAUGAAAGCCCCCGAGAGGAUCGAGACCUUCGAGAGGAGCGGAGCCAGAAAGAGUCCCGGGAAGAAGGUGAACUCAGCGACUCCCGAGAAAAACUUGACCCCCGCGAUGGGCAAGGUGCGCCACUUAGCCGGGACCGUCGAGACGACCAGCCUGAACGAGGUCCAGGGCCAAGCACCGUCAGCCCUCGCGAGCCUCGGCGAGAAAGUGAACCGGGUGCUGGCACUGCUGGCUCCUCCAGCAGAGCCCCCAACAAGCCUCCAGCCGCGCCGCAGUCAACGCCAACGUCCUCGAGAAGCAACGCGUCGGCGCAGUGGGACAGUAGCCUGCGAAAGACCAGUAAACCCUUCGCUGGCUACUCAAAGAACACCCAGAACACCUUGAUGCAGGGGCGGCGAGGCAUCAAGAAGCGCCUCGCGAACACCCCCACCCAGUACUUCACCCUCGGCGUGGACCGCAGCGCCCGCGCGCAGCCCAUCAUGCGGCCGGAGGAGCGCAAGGGUGCCGCGCCGGCCGUGCGCCGCAAGUCCGCCACCCAGCCCGCCGACCUGCCCACCGACGACGUGCAGGCGCCCGCACCGCCCGCGCCGGCCGCACCGCCCGCCCCCGCGCCGCGGCGGCCCAGCGCAGACAAGGCGGACGACGCCGACCGGACCAAGUGGCUGGAGGCAGCCAAGGCGCGCAUCCACCAACCGACGCCAAAACCAGCCUGGGCCGCGGGCUCGAACCCCACGUCGCGUCCGCCGCCAGUCACUCCGCUGAAAACCUCCUUCACGCCGGCGGUCACAGCGAUCGGGUCUCGCACCAGCUCCGCCACCCCGGCCGCCGGGCAGGCGAAAGGUCCAUCUGAAUCCAAGAUGAAAUCGCCACCGCCAUCUGCAGGCUCGAAGGUCACACCCCCGCCCUCUGCAUCCUCGACGGCCACCCCGGCCUAU
Messenger RNA from Frankliniella occidentalis (western flower thrips), 3510 nucleotides. RefSeq names its product serine/arginine repetitive matrix protein 2-like. The transcript has a single exon. The annotation marks the transcript as partial. Lineage: Eukaryota; Metazoa; Arthropoda; Insecta; Thysanoptera; Thripidae. The record is from RefSeq and is a predicted model, not a curated record.